Messenger RNA from Blumeria graminis f. sp. triticale, 1854 nucleotides. The record is from the annotation of a GenBank genome assembly. Lineage: Eukaryota; Fungi; Ascomycota; Leotiomycetes; Helotiales; Erysiphaceae.
AUGCUACACAGCUUGGGGGCCAUAUUAGUGUACGCAUUGCCACUAGCCUCUUCCGCGAAGAUAGCAAGAGCUCCAAGGCAAUCUCUUCCAUCAUACAAUUACAAUGUCAUAGAAUCAAGUAUCGAUGCGCGCCAGAUCCCGUCCAUUGUAGUAAACACAGGCGGGUUGGGAGGGCAGGGACCCAAUGGAACUGUACCGUUACGACUAGAGAUUCGAGAACUGAUGAAAAACUCCGACAUGUGGACAUUGUACAUACUAGGGCUUGAUAGAAUGCAAAAUGUGGAUCAAAAUGAACUUCUCUCCUGGUAUCAGAUCGGAGGAAUUCACGGGAGUCCUCAUACACCAUAUGAUGGAGUACCGCCUAAACCUGGCAAUGAAAAUCAUGGGUACUGUGUACACGUUUCACAGCUAUUUCCUACUUGGCAUCGCGCCUACCUUGCCUUAUAUGAGCAAGCUCUUUACGGCACAAUUCAGACUAUUGCAAAGGCAUAUCCAGAAGGGCCGAUCCGAGAAAGAUAUGUAAAUGCAGCAUCUAACUUUCGCAUACCUUAUUGGGACUGGGCUUCCGCCCAAUCGACUGGGAAUCAAACACAACCCCAAGAUUUUGGAUUGAUUCCCAAUGUAAAGAUUGAUGGCCCAGCUGGCACUCAAAUGAUUGCAAAUCCUCUGUACAGCUAUAAAUUUCAUCCGCUAAACGCGUCAGACUUUGAAGACGACCCGUUUAACAAGUAUCCCGCUACAGUACGCUACCCAACCGGGGCAACUGCUUCUGCAAGCUCUCAAAACAACAUCUUUGAACAAGUGUUCAAUAGUACAAAAGAUAAUAUCAGAAGUAGGGUUUAUGCGCUUUUGACAAACUACCAUGAUUACUUGGGAUUUAGCAAUGAUGGAUACCGAAAAGAAGCGCCUCCAAAUGAGCAAGAUUCUCUCGAAUCCAUUCAUAAUCUAGUACACAAUCUAAUCGGCGGUAAUGGACACAUGACAUAUAUUGACUAUUCUGCCUUCGAUCCAUUUUUUUUCCUUCAUCACACAGCGAUAGACCGCAUCUUUGCACUAUGGCAGGUUCUCAAUCCAGAUUCCUAUAUUACUUCCUUACCAGCUGUUACCAACUCUUACACCAUAGUCGCUGGCGAAAUUCAAGAUAUCAAUUCACCAUUAACACCAUUUUUUAAAGAUACUUCUGGAAAUUUCUGGACAUCUGCUGGCCUCAGGGACACAAGGAGUAUGGGAUACAACUACCCGGAAACAUGGAAUCCCGACCCAGCAGUAAGAAGGAAAGAUGUAAUCACAGCAGUCAAUACACUCUACGGCCCUGGUGUUAGCAGCCCUAAGAUGAGUUUUGACGCUCUCAGUAUUUCAGAAUCUGGUAAGUAUCGUGAAUGGGUUGCAAACAUACAGAUGUACAAACACGGACUCAGUGCUCCUUACUCGGUGUUUAUAUUCUUGGGGCCCUCGAACCCUGACCCAAAUGCUUGGUCUUCUGAUCCCAAUCUCGCAGGGUUACACACCACGUUCGUUCGUAGUGUUUCCCACACUAAAGACUUCGAACCCCAAAAUUCACCAAUUGUGACUGCCGCAAUCCCACUCACGCAGGCUUUGUUCGAUCACAUCGGGCGGGGUGAACUAGAUAGCUUGAGCGUCGAGGAUGUGACGCCGUGGCUGGAAGAAAAUUUACAUUAUCGCGUAUCACUGCUAAAUAGUACUGAAGUCAGCGGAGAAAGUGUACCUGGGCUUAAAGUUUUUAUUGCUAGCGCAGAUAUGAAACUUCCAACCGAAGAAGAUGAAAUGCCCGUUUGGGGUGAGAUGAAGGAACAUAUGCAGGUUAUUGAAGCUUGUAGGACAGAAAAGUUAUAA